This is a messenger RNA of Prunus dulcis (almond), 1367 nucleotides long. Its product is annotated as universal stress protein PHOS34. The record is from RefSeq and is a predicted model, not a curated record. Lineage: Eukaryota; Viridiplantae; Streptophyta; Magnoliopsida; Rosales; Rosaceae. The transcript is spliced from 4 exons. The coding region runs from base 348 to 836 and encodes 162 amino acids.
UGCGCCUUCAUUUUAUAAUUUGCUAUACUGUGCUGACGAAAGACUCACCUUAACCUCUGGCUCUGGGGAUUUGCCUUAACCUCCCUCCCUCCACCCCUAGUCGUUUCUAUCUUUCUAGAGGCAACGCGAAUGAUUAGGAAUUAAGCUAUAUUCACGUACCAAACGACGCCGUCCCACUCACCUCUUGUCAGAAUAACAACAACGCAAAGCUCGUAACCGAAUCAAUUCCUACAAUACAACAAACCGACACAUUUAACCAGAAGAAGCUCUUACAGACUGCUAUUUUAUUGACAGAGAGACAAACAACAAGGAAGCGAAGAAGAGAAAGAAGAAAAACCAGAGCAUUAAUGGCGACGACUGGAGAGAAGCAAGUGAUGGUGAUCGGGGCCGACGAGAGCGAGCAGAGCACUUACGCUCUGGAAUGGACUCUGGACCACUUCUUCGCGCCCUUCGGUCCCACGUCUCCGUUCAAGCUCGUCAUCGUCCACGCCAAGUCCAUGCCUUCCUCCGUCGUUGGCCUCGCAGGCCCUGGAGCGGCGGAGGUUUUGCCAAUUGUGGAUGCUGAUUUGAAGAGGAUGGCUGCCCGCGUUGCUGACAAGGCUAAGCAACUUUGCGCUACCAAAUCGGUGACUGAUGUCACUGUGGAGUUGGUGGAAGGAGAUGCUAGGAAUGUUCUCUGUGACGCUGUUGACAGGCACCAUGCAUCCGUCUUGGUUGUCGGUAGUCAUGGCUAUGGAGCCAUAAAAAGGGCGGUUCUUGGAAGCGUAAGUGACUAUUGUGCUCAUCACGCUCACUGCAGCGUGAUGAUUGUGAAGAAGCCUAAAACAAAACAUUGAGCUGAGUGAGCCUCCUCCUAUCCUAUCUAUGGCGUUUCGUGGUGGCAGUAUUACGAUACUUACAAUAAAUUCGACCAUUUGUGAGUUGUAAGGUUAUAUACUAGUGUUCAAACUUCAAAGUAUGGUAUGUAUUAUUAUUGUAAGGUACAAAGUUGAAGCUUAAACUUUGGUAUAACGAGUGAUGUAUCCGUAUAAAUACCAGUUUAGUUUACCAAAACGCAUGUCAGCUCGCAUUGGGCACCAAAUCUUUCGGGAAAAAACGACAUAGGCCUCAAAAAGUGGUCAAGGCGGGUGGCAAUUGUCCGACAACAGACAGGAGCAAAAAGGGCGUUGACGUUGUUGGUGGUCUGGAAGAAACCAUGGUAGAUAUGGAUAUACGACAGCCAAAUCACACUCUACUGAUGAUCUCAUCCACGACCUUUUGACUCAAACAAACUUAAAGGUUAAUUAAUUAGUUGUUAUCCUUUCUGUAUGCUAGCCAGCUUCUUAUAUUCACAAAAUUUAUUGAUAAAAUUAUUCCACCUUUUUUUA